AAUCAAUCACCGCGUCUUCCAUUAACAUAUCAUCGUCGACGAGGAAGAAGAUCGAGCAAAUCAAUAUUCACGAAUGAUUUGCAGCUGAACCCCUCUUAGAUCUGAAGGGAAACUUAUCGCUAUCUUCCUCUUGUCCUAUGUGCACUGCGACGACAACUCCGUCAUUUCCAAGAUGACCUUGCAUCGAAAGAUAGCCACUGGUAAUCGAGUAGGUUCGCAUACCAGUAUCAGGAGUCAUCUGCUCUGAGAUUAACCUCGAAGUAAAAUCAACAUGGGGAGUCGACUCGAGAGUAACUCAAAUGCUGUGCGAAAACGCAUAGAGAGCCAUACUUUCUCAGAUGAAGCCGGCGAGGAGUAUGAGCCUAGUGCUUUCGGAGGCUUUGGAGAUUACUUCCGUCGCAAGAAAAUCAAGUUACAGAAUCUUGACUCGGAGCUGAGAGCUUCAUCGUCAGAUAAGCCCGCGAUAUUUAAAGGAGUUGUCGCGCAUGUCAUCGGUUACACACAGCCUCCGCUUCCGGUUCUUCACCGCGAGUUGGUUCAACAUGGCGCCGGGUUCCUCCAAUACCUGGAUUCUAAGACUAUGGCUACUCACAUCAUAGCAUCUAGCCUACCGCCGAAAAAGAUGGUUGAUUUUAGCAAGUACAGGAUAGUUAAACCUGCUUGGGUAACCGAUUCUAUCAAGGCUGGAAAACUUCUCCCAUGGUCGGAAUACCGGGUGAUUGAGGAGACUCCCAGGCAGAAGACAUUGAAACUAAACGGAAAUGGGAUAUCCACCCAAUCUAGUCCACAGCAAUCACCCCUAGCAGGAUAUCGGGAACAGACCGAGAACAGUUUCUAUACUAGUCAGCUGAAAGAUAUUGCGCAGUCAAUUGAUGGGAGGCAUAUCGGGGAUAUUUCGCCUACCCAACCAGGGCCGGCCGCUCCAGGUGCUCAAUAUACUGAGUCUAGUGGGCCCACAACACCCUCGAGAUUACUGUGGAAGCCGCAAGAUUCAUCCGGUAUAUCCGGUAAAUCAGCCAAGGACCCGGCCAUGUUAGUUGACGAUACGGAAGCUACAGUCAGCGCCGCGGAUGGAGACCCAAACGCCAUGGUUAUGGAUGAAGUAGAAGAUGAUGCCCAGCCCGGACCGUCUCUUGAACAGCAAAAAGCCAUGACAUCCGAAGAGCAUAACGCACUUCUACUUCAAGACCCUCGGAUGAGGAAAUCCUCUACUGCAAAUCCGGAUUUCAUUCAGCAGUAUUACUCCGAGAGCCGACUCCAUCACUUAUCAACAUGGAAAGCCGAGCUAAAGUCUAGGAUGCAGAGGUUGGCAGCUGAAAAAGGCCCUCAAAGGAAGCCAAUGAAAAGGAAACCAGGUGCGAGACGAUACGUAAUGCAUGUCGAUUUCGAUAGCUUUUUCUGCGCAGUCUCACUGAAAAGCGCGCCUGAUUUCGUUGACAAGCCUGCUGUUGUCGCGCACGGGACGGGAUCUGGUUCGGAAAUCGCAAGCUGCAAUUAUCCAGCAAGGAAAUAUGGCGUCAAAAAUGGUAUGUGGAUGAAGCGAGCCAAGGAAUUAUGUCCUGAGCUCAAAGUACUACCAUAUGACUUCCCGGCGUAUGAAGAAGCCAGCAAGCUAUUUUACGAAAGUAUAUUAGAAGUUGGUGGGGUUGUGCAGAGCGUCAGCAUUGAUGAAGCCCUUGUGGAUAUUACUUCCGUUGUUCUAUCUGCGGUUGGUUCAGAUGGCUCUGGAGUCGAUGAAGGCAGUUUGUGGAGGGAACAAGAAAAGGCGGACCAAAUGGCUUUAGCUUUGCGUGAUCAAAUCAAACAGAAAACAGGGUGUGCUGUUUCUGUCGGAAUUGGCAGUAAUAUUUUAUUAGCAAAGGUCGCCCUUCGGAAAGCUAAGCCAGCGGGUCAAUUUCAGAUCAAACCCGAGGAUGUAUUAAAUAUCCUCGGAGACUUAAAAGUUGAUGAUCUCCCUGGGGUCGCGUACAGCAUUGCAGGCAAGCUGGAGGAGAUUGGUGUGAAAUUUGUUAGCGAUGUUCGGCAGACUUCCAAGGAACGCUUGAUUAAUACCCUUGGACCGAAGACAGGCGAGAAACUCUUCGAGUAUGCUCGUGGUAUUGAUCGCACUGAAGUUGGUGAACAACCAAUUCGAAAGUCUGUCUCGGCUGAGGUCAAUUGGGGUAUCCGAUUUAUUAGCCAAGAGGAAGCAGAGGAGUUCGUAUUCAAUUUGUGCAAGGAGUUGGAAAAGCGUCUACUCAAUGAACAGGUCAAGGGCAAGCAGCUUACAAUGAAAAUUAUGCGACGUUCAUUCGAUGCCCCUCUCGAUCCACCCAAGCAUUUAGGUCACGGCAAAUGCGAUACCUUCAACAAGAGUGUUAUGUUUGGAGUUUCGACUCACGACUAUCAAAUACUGGGUAAAGAGGCCGUUUCAAUUCUUCGCUCCUACAAAUUCAGCCCCGGGGAUCUUCGUGGCCUUGGAGUUCAGUUGACCAAACUUGAGCCCAUCAAAACUUCGAUAUCUGGUCCCGAUGGAAGCCAGAAGAAGCUUACGUUUGGAUCAUUCCGUCCCCCGAGCUCGGCAAAAAAGCCGAAUAUGGAGCAAAUACAAGAUGAAAAUGAUAUGGAAGAACCCAAAUCGAAGCAGAGUCGAGGUGAAUCAGAUCCAAUUACGGACAGUCCUUUGACUCCACGAAAGCCGAAACCAGAGAUCCGUCACCCAGCUUUUAGUAUAUCACGAGCGAAUGAAGCAGACGCCAAGGCGAAUACCCCUUUGAAUAUUGGUGGAACUCAAUUCAUCAUGCCAUCAAAUCCAGAUCCUGCCGUGAUUGCGGAACUCCCUCCAGAUAUCCGAAGCAGGCUUAUGGAGCAAGGUAGUAGAGGAGUUUCAGAAACUCGCGAAGCACAAACAACGAAGUCAAGAAACCAAAGUCCAGCACCUAGGGAUGAAAUACCUCCCGAGAUCGACCCAGAAGUGUUCAAUGCUCUACCAGACGACAUGAAAGCCGAAGUUCUAGAACAAUACAGACCUAGAAGCAGACAGAAUCCACGUCCUCAAUCGCCACGCAAAGAUCGUCUCAUCCAGCCACCGAAGCAAAAAACUCCAACAAAACGCCGCGUCCCGGGUAUUUUCGCGCGAGUCCGCGAGCGACAAGCAGACGCCAACGCCAAAAUCGUUCAAACAACCUUCAAACACCAAGCAGACCACGCCGGACCAAGCGACAUCGAAGAACUCGACCAAGACUUCCUGGCCGAACUCCCCGAAGAAGUCCGCAAAGAAGUCAUCGCCGACCACCGACGCCGCCGCGCCCAGCGCUCAGGUCUAGAUCUAUCCAAACUAGGCCAAAAUAAAAACCAAGACGCAGAUAACAACGCCGCUCUUCCAGGCGGACAGAUGAAACUCCGUUUCGGCCCGAAACCCGCUAAAAUCGCAUUUACUACAAAUGGAUUAACGACAUUACCUGAGAUCAGAGAUAUGCUCAACGUAUGGCACCGAGAAACACGCGAUGAGGGACCUCAUCGACGGGAUGUUGAUAUGCUUGAAAAAUACCUAGUCCGCGUCGUAUUGGAAGAGAAGGAUAUGGAUAAAGCCCAGAAAUUAGUCCGGUGGUUGGAGUAUCUAGUUGAAGAUAGCGAUGAUGGCGGUGAAAAUAAUGAAAGGUCUCAAGGGAAAGAGGCCUGGCUUAACGCCGUAAAGCAUGCUAAGCAGGAAGUACAGAAUGCGGUGCAAGCGAGGGGACUGGGACCAUUGGAUAUAUAAUUACACGACGAUAAGUAUUGGUCCAAAGUCAUGAUUUGUACCUACUAAUAAUCACGACGACUUCAGUACCUACGUAAUUAACACAACAAAACAAAUACAAUAAUAAUAUCUAA
Messenger RNA from Hypoxylon trugodes, 3852 nucleotides. Its product is annotated as impB/mucB/samB family protein. Gene Ontology annotation, biological process: error-prone translesion synthesis; error-free translesion synthesis. The transcript has a single exon. Gene Ontology annotation, cellular component: nucleus. The record is from RefSeq and is a predicted model, not a curated record. The coding region runs from base 272 to 3739 and encodes 1155 amino acids. Lineage: Eukaryota; Fungi; Ascomycota; Sordariomycetes; Xylariales; Hypoxylaceae. Gene Ontology annotation, molecular function: DNA-directed DNA polymerase activity; damaged DNA binding; deoxycytidyl transferase activity.